UGUCUUUCCUCAGUUGCCUUCAGCAUUCAGUAAGAUUUAUCAAAAAUGCCAGGAGAAAAAAUAUACUCUUCAGGGAGGGAGCCAUAUUUCAAUUUGAACUCAACGUGGUAUGAUCCUGCAGGAUCCUGGCUGGAUACUCGCCGCAAACCAUUCCGCUAUGCCGACAAUACCUGCUGCAUCACUGGUUGCAACCGCAGAGACGACAUCCCAAGAAGAGGAGGCCAUGACUACCGGUGCUACGGCUACCGUCGGUCCACCUGCAGAUCAGGGGGUAACCCGAGAGUGAGAUGCUGUGUCCACAACCCCUCAGGAGGACCCCGAGAUUAUUGGGGCCGACCAAUUGGUGAUGCGUGCAACGGGUGUACGGGUGGACAUUAUUCUAACGAAGAGUCGAUCUCUGGAGAAGCAUGUUGUGGGUCUUCAGGAGGAUGCAGUACUGGAAGAAGUGUAUGUUCAAAGCAAGAAGGAUGUGGAACUGGAGGAAGAGGGGUAUGUUCUGAGCCUGGAAGAUGCGGCAAUGGAAGAAGAGGAGUAUGUUCUGAACCAGGAGGAUGUGGAAGUGGAGGAAGAGGAGCAUGUUCUCAGCGAGGAGGAUGUGCCAGUGGAAGAAGAAGGGCAUGA
Euleptes europaea (tarantolino) is the source of this 621-nucleotide messenger RNA. RefSeq names its product keratin-associated protein 5-4-like. The transcript is spliced from 2 exons. Bases 46 to 621 code for a protein of 191 amino acids. The record is from RefSeq and is a predicted model, not a curated record. Lineage: Eukaryota; Metazoa; Chordata; Lepidosauria; Squamata; Sphaerodactylidae.